UCACUCAAGCAUGGGGUGGAAUCAGCUGACUUUUGAUAGUUCCAGCAACACCGCGCCAGAGUCGACCAGACCUACAUUCAACAGGCUACGGCUCCGAGUGACAGACAUGGUACGAGAAUACUGCUAAAGCUGGAUUGUGAUAAAAUAACUUAAACUGUUUAAACAUUACCGUACGACAAGGAGAAACAAGUCGAAAGGGGCUCGUUGUGAUAAAUCUACCGGUUCACCCUCCUGACUCGCUUUGACUGUAGUUUUAUGACCAAUGUAGUUUAUGUCUGGAGUGACGAAGUGUUUUCGUUCUCUUUCUUUUUUUAUUUCCUACUAUUACUGCGCAUGAGUAACUGUUUUGUGUGGAGGUAUAUGUGAGAGUUGGAUCGGUAGCCUUUUAUUUUGCUGUUAUUAUGGCCGAAGCAGCCCAGCAGCAGUUGGUGGAGAUCGACCCGGAUUUCGAGCCGCUCUCACGGCCCCGUUCGUGUACCUGGCCACUGCCGCGACCGGAGUUCAUCAACCCAGCCAACUCAAACACAUCAUCGCCGGCUCCUUCCGUCAAGCAGGAGCCGAGUGGCAAUGCCGACUUCAUUAACAAUCUCAGUUUAUUAGAAGAGACUGAAGACUACCCGGAGCAGAAACCCCUCGUCCUGUGCAAUGAUUUUCAGUGUCAGGAGAGCUGCAUCCACCAGCAGACACAGCAACAUCAGCAGCAACAGCAGCAUCAGAGUCCCCAGCUCCCACACCAGCAACAGGUGCCCCUGCUCUCCUCUCCGGUCGGAUCAGCCUCCUCAGUGGCCGCCGCCGCUGCUCAGCGGAAGAGCAGCUCGUCUCGUCGCAAUGCCUGGGGAAAUAUGUCUUACGCCGAUCUCAUCACUAAAGCGAUCGAGAGCUCCCCGGAGAAGCGUCUCACCUUGUCACAGAUUUACGACUGGAUGGUGAAGAGCGUGCCUUAUUUCAAGGACAAGGGCGACAGCAACAGCUCUGCUGGCUGGAAGAACUCCAUCAGGCACAACCUGUCCCUGCACAGCCGUUUCAUUCGGGUGCAGAAUGAGGGGACGGGGAAGAGCUCCUGGUGGAUGCUGAACCCGGAGGGGGGAAAAAGCGGAAAGUCCCCCCGCCGCCGUGCUGCUUCCAUGGACAACAACAGCAAGUUCGCCAAGAGCCGCGGACGAGCUGCCAAGAAAAAGGUGUCCCUUCAAGGAGGGCCGGAGGGCGGUGCAGACAGCCCUGGGUCCCAGUACUCAAAGUGGCCCGGCAGCCCCAACUCCCACAGCAAUGAUGACUUUGAAGCCUGGAACAGUUUCCGGCCCCGCACCAGCUCCAACGCCAGCACCCUGAGCGGGCGACUCUCACCCUUCAUGCCCGAGCAGGACGACCUGGGCGACGGGGACGUGCACCUGGUCUACCCCGGGGGCUCGGGGGGCAAGAUGACGGCCACCCUGCCCAGCCUGUCAGAGGUGACCGGGUCGCUGGGCCACCACAGCUCGGAGAACGUCAUGGAGAACCUGCUGGGCAACCUCAACUUGCUGUCCCCAAAGAACUCCCAGGUGGGGGCGGGGGGGGCCGGCAGCGGCUCCUCCCAGUCCUCCCCUUCCUCCAUGAUGCAGACCAGCCCCAGCUACCCGCCUUACAGCUCCCCCAGCAUGGGCUCUCAACCCCAGCAGGACUACCGCAAGUGCCUGUACGGCCAGGCCGGCAUGAACACCCUGUCCCCCAUCCCCAUGCAGACCCUCCCGGAGAGCAAGCCAGGCUUUGGCCCCUCUCUGGGCCAGUACAACUGCCCAGCCGGGCUUCUGAAGGAGCUGCUGACCUCGGACGCUGACCCCCACAGUGAACUCAUGCCCUCUGUGGAGACAGUGGUGUCCCAGUCCAGCGGGGGGCACAUGCUGCCCCCCUACGGCAGUGGCCAGCAGGGGCACGGAGGCAAGAUGAUGAGCGGUGGGGGGUCGCACCCUCACCCGCACCCCCACGGCGUGCGCGGCCAGGCCCCGCCGACGUCGGUGGCCAUGAACGGGCGCACCCUGCUCCCCCCGACCAGCAUGAGCCACGGGGUGGGCCUGGCUCGCCUGGCGACCGUGAAGACUCCCAUGCAGGUCUCCUUCGGCCCCUCAGUCCACCUCCCUGGGGGAGUGCUGCCCAGCUAUUGCACCCCCAACAGCAACGGCUACGGACGGCCUGGCCUGCCCCAGCCACACCACCCCGAGAAGCUGCCCAGCGACCUGGACGACAUGUCCAUCGAGCGCUUCGAGUGCGACGUCGAGUCCAUCUUGCACGACACCCUCAUGGACGGAGACACCCUGGACUUUAACUUUGACGCCAUGGGCACCCCUCAAGGGUUCCCCCUCAGUGUGAAGACCACCACACACAGCUGGGUGUCAGGAUAGGGGACAGAGACACAGAUGCACAGAUACAGGUUAAAUCUGAAAUUCCAUUUCAGCCUGAGCUGGGCCUUCGUCAGGAAAAUGGAAAACAGUGAUCCAAAGACAGAGAAGCUAUCUUCAUCCGCACUCAUCUCAGUUGUUUUUUUCAGUUUUUAUAGAGACAAUAGAAAGCAUUGUUUUUCUCAAAAUUCAAUCUCUUCUCGGCAGACGUGGUGAUGUUUGACCUUGUCAUCUCUGGGACAUUUGUCGACUGUGUUCAGGUUGUAUGCUGGUUUAGAUUUUUUAGCCCCAUUGCCAUUGGAACUUGUACAACAACCAAGUGCCAAACUCUUCGUGUGAAACUUCAGAGCCAAGUUUAUUUAUGUUGCUUUUUUCAGACCUAGAAAAUCAAUGGUAAGCACUCUCUCUGACAGAAGUGCCAGUGUGACUCCUGGAUUAUAGCUGCUCACACCCUCUAUUGCUAAGAUUUCUCCUGCCAUAAUAUGUGCAUUAUCUGGCAAAAGCUAGAAAAACUGGAGCUGAAGCAGGGUAACAAUUUUGCCGUUCUUUCAAAUAUCAGACAUUGGAGAGACGUAUUGUGGACGUUCAGAGUGUUGAGGGUUUAUUUGUGUUGAUUUCUUCAAGUUUUAAGGUGUCCUUUUGACAUAUACGGUGCUCCUUAUGGCAUGAGAAACUUUGUGAGUGAGAGGCCACUUGUAGAUAUCUGAUACCCACAGCCAGCUGAUUGCCCUCAGAUUGUCUCCUAUUCCAUUUUUUCUGUAACUCAAUUGAAUUGGCAUCAGAGGUGUCGUGUAACUGUCAUUCAGAAAUGUCUUAAUUCACUCAUGCAGCACAGAAGAGUACCGCUGUGUGAACACAAUCUGUUCAACCUGCCUCGGUCAGGGUUACUGGGAAAACUGGCCUAUGCGUUUAGGUUUUGAGGAAGAUGAGCAUGUAAAUACUGCUGCCAGGACUUGAUUGGUCAAAGCAGGACCUGAAAUAUGUAAAUGAGUCUGUCAGGGACUCCUGGACAAUGUUACAUCAUGACACAUUUUUUGUGUUGCUUAUUUUACUUUUUAAAUGUUUUAUUUGAACUACAUUUACUGGUAGUAUGUUUAGUAUUGUACAGCAAGUUUACAGAAUCAAGACAAAAAUACAAAAUCAGGGCAGUACAUGCAUUUAACUUUGAAAACCAGAAAGAAAGAAGAAAACUGGAUUUGACAGGACGUUUCGUUUUUCAAUCAGGUGGGAUCAUUCUCACACUUGAGGGUGCUUUUCAAUGAGGCUGUUAACAAGGUUAUUUCCUAUAUAUAUUUUCAUGUAAAUAAUUGAAACGUAUAUUGAAAAGUAUAUAGAUUAUAUAUAUAUUUGAGAUGCAGAAGUUAUUUUAAAUUUUUACUGAUUUUUAUUGUUGUUUAAUCGUAGCUUCUGCUCCCUAGCUUGCGUACAUUGCAGUGGUUCUGGAGGUCUCUUUUUUUCUUCACACAAAGUUUUUUUUAGUCUUAAAAUCAUCAUGUCCUCUUGAUUGUGAUGACAUUUGUUUGUCAGGAUUGUUUCAGAGUUGUUAAUCAAAUCCUCAGGCUGCGCAUGCUCCUACAGCAAGGGACAGAAGUGAAAGAGGCCCCAUUUUCAGUAGAAACGUUGCCUGUUAGCCUAAGCCUGCUAAGCCAGGUGCUCUGUAAUCUUUUUCCUUUAAAUGUGCCCUUGAACUGGAUUUUCUGUCAGAUUCUCCUUAUCCUUAGUUCUCUAAAGGACUAGUAACUGAGUAUCUGCAGUGCCUUGCUCUGUAGAAGUGCAUGUGAGGGGGCUAUAAGGGGUGUGGGUGUGUUUGUGAUUGUUUUUUGUGAUAUCUUGUGGAGCAAGCACAUGGGCCCCAACCAUCAAAACAUGGGGACAGGGAAAGGAACAGAGCUUAAGCACUCUGUUCUCUGUUCAGGUUCAGUUGGAUUGAUAGAAUGAAAUAUCCAUGUUUUUUUUUUUUGCAAGACCACAUCUCCCCCAUCUUCCUCCCACAAACUUGAAUUGUAGUAAUUUCCUCCUCUCCAUCUCUGUGCCCUGCUGUUUGAUUCCUGCCUUGUACUCAUUGGUCAGGACCAAGUUACCCUCCCACUGAAGCCCUGGUGCAGUUUAUCUGUGUGUGUCAAUGCAACUUUCUACCUUAAUGGUUUCAGAACCCCUUGGUUGUUUUCAGGUGGAAUACCAUACUGGUGCCUUUCAUCCAUAACCUCUGCUCUCUCUUUCAUCUCGCUCUUUCUUGCUUUCUCUCCCUCACAUUCUCCUCACUCUCUUUCAAUGGCUUUCAGAGCACAGUAUGCAUUAGGAGGCGUCUGCUGAUGUAGGUGCAAUGAUGUGAAACGCUGAUAUUGAAGACCGUAAUGGACUCACUGUGCUGAAUAUAAAGGUUGCGCCCCAUCUUUUUCCUGGCCUGUUAAGUGUUACUUAACCUAAUAGAGGCAUGUACAUGGCAUUUUAGGUGUAGAUUUUUUUUCUUUACAUUUUUAAAGAAGGUUUUUUUUCAUUUAAGAAUGCAUAAUGUUUAUUACAGAAGACAUAUGCAUGUACAUACACAUAGAUUUGCUUGUAUGUAUAUAAAUAUUUAAAAGACACAUAUUCUCGUUGUUGCAUAUCAUUAGGGAGUCCUCCAGUCAAUGUAUAGAUAAUAUGUAGUGAAAUCUAAAUAGCUGGAAAUGAGACUCACAUUGUCAUGUGUUUAGAGAUCAUUGAAAGUAAGGAAACCUCAAUGUUAGAAUUGAAAAACACUCGCUUCAAUUCCCCUCUCAAAAUUGAAGAGAAAGCAUACUGUGGUUAAUUAUGGACCUACAGGGCAAUGUCUGGGCUGGGCACUGUAUUCGUAUGAAUAAAAGAUCCCAGCUGUGAUUUAGAUGAGACUGUGGUUGUACAUGAAAUGUAAAUUUUAAUUCAGUGAUUUAUAAACAACUUAGCAAAAAUUAAUGUUGGUUGUGAAACUUACUAGUUUGACAAUAACAUAAUCAUGGUUUGGAGGAAGGAGCUGGGGGAAGCUAGUGACAGUGGUGUUACUACUACAGCCAGAUCAUACAUCUGGAGGUAAAAGAGUUUUACUAUAUAUUUCAUGCUGUGCUACAAGCACAGCUGUACCACAGAGGUCACUCAUUUCAGACCAUAAAACAUAUUCUCCUGCUCCAUAAACAACACAGCCCCUUUAAGCACACAGUAAACAGAACCAUUAUAAAGAUAUUUAAAAAGGAAAAAAUCAGAUCUAUAUUAUGAAAAGUGUAAAUGAUUGCUUUGUGAAUUGUGCAAAUGAUAUCACCUAUGCAUUCUUUUUCUUUAAUAUUUUGUUUGUACUGAUGAUGAAAAUGAAAUGGUUAUAUUGUACUAUAGAGUUGUGGAGAUAUUUUAUGUCACUGUCACAAUUGUAUUUGUUUUGAAUAGUAUCUGAGAAAAAAAAUGAAGUAUAUAGACAUUAGAUGAUGCAAUGAUUCAAGUGCUUUGCUUUUUUGGUAAACUGACACUGUUAUUGUUUCUAACUGCAGUUUGUAAGAAAAACCUAAAAUGUAGAAAAAAAUAAAUAAAAGAAGCUUAUUGUUGAUAGUAGAAAAAAACAUCAGCUAUCUGUUGGACAAUCCCUGUUUGGAUGGUGGACCUUUGGACCAAUUUUUAUAAAUUGAGAAAAAUGAAUAUAUUGUAUUGCACUUCUUUAUCUCAUGUUUUAUUAUGAGUGCUACUUAUGGAAAGAAAAAAAUAACUUAUUUUAAAAUCAAACUGUUACAUCUCUUAACUUAUGUACAGUAAAGAUUUACAAUUUUAUUAUGUAAUUUGCGAUCAAGAAGACUAAAUUUGCAAUAUAUGUAUUGGUAAGAAUAAUGAAAAUAAACAUCCAUUUGUUUAA
Molecule: messenger RNA, 6222 nt
Organism: Megalops cyprinoides (Indo-Pacific tarpon)
Lineage: Eukaryota; Metazoa; Chordata; Actinopteri; Elopiformes; Megalopidae
Gene: foxo1a
Product: forkhead box O1 a
Exons: 4
Coding region: 402-2375 (657 amino acids)
Biological process (GO): regulation of transcription by RNA polymerase II
Cellular component (GO): nucleus
Molecular function (GO): RNA polymerase II cis-regulatory region sequence-specific DNA binding; DNA-binding transcription factor activity, RNA polymerase II-specific
Source: RefSeq, a predicted model, not a curated record